AUGGUUGUUAUAGCUCAUACCGGGCCCAGUGUCCAGCCUCAGGAUGAGGUGGACCUGACAGACGACCAGAUUCAACAGCUCCUGCUGGAGGCAGAAGGACGUCUGCGCGGUCCUGUUGUCUCAUCCACCGGGGACCCCGACGCCUCUUCCUUAAGGAUUCCCAAAUUAUCUUCGGGGACCACUUUGGAGCCGUAUGUUCGUCAGGGUGAUGAGAUUGCCACUGUCGAUUCGGCCCAGCUCAUAGACCCAAAGCAGAAGGAGCUAUCUAAUUCGAUCCGCUCUCUUGGUGCAAAGAACCCGAAAAAGGAGAAACCUACCGCUGGACCGGACUGGUUUGACCUCCCCAAGACUGAGUUGACUACCGAACUCAAGAGGGACCUGCAACUCCUCCGUAUGCGUUAUGUGCUUGACCCCAAGAGACACUACAAGAAGGAAAACGGCAAAGCCAAACCGCCGGAGUUCUCUCAGGUGGGAACUAUCAUCCAGGGUCCGACAGAGUUCUUCAGCGGCCGCAUUGCAAAGAAAGAUCGCAAGAAGACCUUUGUCGAGGAGACAAUGGCCGUGGAGCGAGAGUCACGACGCUUCGAAUCCAAGUAUCGUGACAUCCAGAGCACAAAGCAGAGUGGAAAGAAAGCCUUUUACAAUAACCUACGGGCAAAGCGGAACCGGAAAACUAAGUGA
Penicillium cinerascens is the source of this 681-nucleotide messenger RNA. Its product is annotated as Fcf2 domain-containing protein. The coding region runs from base 1 to 681 and encodes 226 amino acids. The transcript is spliced from 3 exons. The record is from RefSeq and is a predicted model, not a curated record. Gene Ontology annotation, molecular function: RNA binding. Gene Ontology annotation, biological process: RNA processing. Gene Ontology annotation, cellular component: nucleolus. Lineage: Eukaryota; Fungi; Ascomycota; Eurotiomycetes; Eurotiales; Aspergillaceae.